UCACUGUUAAAGAAAUAAUCCAGCUAAGGAUAAAACACUCCAGCCCGCCUUGAGAUUCAACAAGGAAGAGAGAGCGUUAAGGGCAGUGGGCUUUAGUGGACUCAGAUGGGGGAAACAGGUGUUCAACUUUGCCUAGAUCCGGAUUGAAUUUGCGAACGAAUUCCGCUGUGCGUUUGAAAGCCACUGCCUGGGACAGUGUCCCCAAAGCAGAAGAGACAGCAGGGAGGGAGGCUUGGAAUUAAGUGGCAUUCUUUUGAUUCUCUGCCUUCUGAUGUUCUGGAUUGACUUGGUCAAAGCAGUCUAGUUGCUUUUUUGGAUUUUGCGUGGCUCUUUCCACUUGAAGUCAUAAUUGUGAAGAGCUUGCCUUUGAAACUUGACACCCAUGUUGAGUGGUUUGUCAUCUCCCCCCCCCCCCUUACAUCUUCUCCACCACUGCCUCUUUAAAUGUUGAGUGUGAUGAAUAAUCACUUGUAUCUCAGGAGGAGCUUAAGGUCCCCACCUUAAGGAGGGGGGGGGAAAGUAAUGUCCAUGGAGGUGGCUCCAGUGCAACCCUUCGCCUUGCCCAGGGCUGUCCCUUUGACUGAUUUAUCUAGUGCAGAAACUUAAUGAAGGGCUGUACAUAUAUAUUUUUUUCUCCUUCUUUGAAGAUGAGGACAAGGGCUGGGCAAUGAGAGAGCUGCCUUAACUGGGGCAUCAUUACUUUGGUGUUAAUUGCUUUGAAUGCUGUUGAUUUAAGAUUUUGCUGAGCUUUGAGACUGAGGUUCCAGUAGGUCCUGAUGUGCAGGCUUAUUCCGUGGAUAUCAAAGAGCCACCUCUUAAUGCCUUGUUGAAGAAGCAAAAAAAACCAACACUAAUGGAUUUUUAUGAAAGUCACUCUUUAGGGAAGGUGGAUUUGUCCAGCAAAAGGCCUGUCCUGGUUCUUCAGAAUGAAACCCUCUAUUCCCAAAGGCGACCAUACACUAGUGAGGAUGAAGCCUGGAAGUCCUUCCUUGAAAACCCCCUUACAGCAGCUACCAAAGCCAUGAUGAGCAUCAACGGGGAUGAGGACAGUGCAGCUGCUUUGGGCCUCUUGUACGACUACUAUAAGGUUCCCCGGGAAAGGAAAGCUUCUACAGUGAAACCAGAUGUAGACCAGUCUGAUCAAGAUCAUGGGAAAAGGAACAGUAUGCCAAACCUGAUGGAACAGUCACUUAUUUCUGCUGGGGAGAACAGAGUGCAAGUCUUGAAAAACAUGCCUUUGAAUAUUGUCCUUCCACACAGUUCCCAAAUGGGCAUUGACAAGAGGGGCCACCUGACAACCCCAGAUACUACAGUCACUGUCUCCAUUGCAUCUAUGCCCACUCAUUCAAUCAAGACAGAAACUCAGUCGCACAGUUUCACUGUGGGCAUCCCUCCAAAUGUCUAUCACCCAGAAGCACCGGAGAGGGUGGUGGCUUUAGAUCGGAGCCUCAACACUGACCAGUUUAGCACCAACAGCCAGCCUCAAAAUUCCCAGCGACGUACUCCUGAUUCCACUUUCUCAGAGUCUUUUAAAGAAGGUGUGCAAGAGGUUUUUUUCCCUUCUGAACUGAAUCUUCGGAUGGCCAAUGUGAACUCUGAAGACUAUGUGUUUGAAAGCAUUACUGGGAACAACUUUGAAUAUACGUUGGAAGCUUCAAAAUCACUUCGGCAGAAGCCAGGAGAUAAUACAAUGACUUAUCUAAACAAGGGCCAGUUCUAUCCCAUUACACUGAAGGAAAUUAGUGGUGGUGAAGGAAUCCAUCAACCCAUCAGUAAAGUUAGAAGUGUCAUCAUGGUUGUAUUUGCUGAGGACAAAAGCCGGGAGGAUCAGCUCAGGCACUGGAAGUACUGGCACUCCAGGCAACACACAGCUAAACAAAGGUGCAUUGACAUAGCUGAUUAUAAGGAGAGCUUCAACACCAUAAAUAAUAUUGAAGAGAUAGCGUAUAAUGCCAUCUCCUUCACUUGGGACAUUAAUGAUGAAGCAAAGGUCUUCAUUGCUGUGAACUGCCUUAGUACAGAUUUCUCCUCACAGAAAGGAGUCAAAGGCCUCCCUCUCAAUCUUCAGAUUGACACCUACAGCUACAACAACAGAAGCAACAAACCCAUCCACAGAGCUUACUGCCAGAUUAAAGUCUUCUGUGACAAGGGAGCAGAAAGGAAGAUCCGGGAUGAAGAACGGAAACAGAGCAAAAGAAAAGGCAAAUGCAGUGACCCCAGUUCUCAGCUGAAUGCCUUUUCUGAUGUCAAGGUACCCAUGCUUCCCUCCCAUAAGCGAACAGACAUCACCAUCUUCAAGCCUUUUAUGGAUCUUGAUACUCAGCCAGUUCUCUUCAUACCUGAUGUUCAUUAUUCAAAUAUUCAGCGUGGAACUCAUAGUUUUCCUGUUGCAUCUGAUGAAAUGGAAGGAGAAGGGUCUACCAUGAAGAGAGGGGCUUACAUAAAUGAAGAUGAAUUUGCUGCUAGUCCAAUUAAGAUAUCCCGAAUAGAAGAACCAAAAAGAGUGUUGUUGUAUGUCCGGAAAGAAUCAGAAGAAGUAUUUGAUGCACUUAUGCUUAAAGUUCCAUCUCUGAAAGGUCUUAUGGAAGCUGUAUCUGACAAAUAUGAUGUCCCCUUGGACAAAAUAGGAAAAGUCUUCAAGAAAUGUAAAAAAGGUAUUUUAGUGAAUAUGGAUGAUAAUAUUGUGAAGCAUUAUUCCAAUGAAGACACCUUCCAGUUACAGAUAGAAGAAGCUGCUGGAUCUUACAAACUCACCCUUACUGAAAUCUGAAACUAAUUUGUUGGGCUCCUUGUGGCAUCUUUCAGUGAAGGCUCUAAAUACAAAACCUCGUUUGUUUUUGUCCUAAGGAUCUAAAUGUGUUUUUAAGGAAGAAGUCAUUUUAUUCUUCCAAAGAACCUUUGGAAUAUCGUUUUGUUGUUAAAAAAAUAAGAAUUAUCAAUUGAUAAAUCAGGCCUUUUGGCUGCAACACUGCACUUGAAAAAGAAGAACAGACGUUGAUUUUAUUUUUUAAAAAAAUGAAAUUUGCAUAUAUAACCAAAGCACAAUUAAAAUGAACUUGUUAUAUUAUCAGCACAUUCCCUUAUCCAUUAAAUAUGUGUGUAAGUUUCUUUAUCAGCUCAGAACUUCUAAACUCCUUUGGUGCUUAUAGGAGUUUCAGAAAAGUGUAGGACUGCAUUGUUGUGAUGUUUACAGCUGCCCAGGGCAUAAGACUAUAAUUUUCUGCUACAAUUUCUUGUUUCUUGCUUUAUGAAGAACUUAAAUUGUGUGUAGCCAACUGAUGAACUAUAUCUGUAUAUAAGUGUGGUGUAUUUUGAAGGGUUGUAAAUGUGUACAUAGAUUAUAUUAUAUAUAAUAUUCAGGUUAUACAGUGGUAUGAUUCUAUAUCUAUGUGCAUGCAUAACAUAAAGCAUAUGACGAAGUCAACCUGAAAAGGCUAUAUGUAUAUAAAUAUAUCACUAAGAAAAGCAAUCUUGGUGCUAAAUUAAAUUUUUGUUGAGCAUAUUCAAUCUCUUAUAAGGGAAAAUAGGUAAAAGGACAUUUUUUCAUACUUUAUUUAAUUUCUUUUUAUUAUUAGAGUCUGAGAUGAGACUUGCUCAUGUACCCUAUGAUUCCCACUGCAAUGUCAAACACUUUUAUUUUCUUUGUUCCAAAAUGUAGAUGCCUAUCAUUUUAAUACAUGAAACAGAGAUUGUUUUCUCACCAUUAUAAAUCAGAGUACAUUUGCAAUGUUUAUGGCAUAGAAUAGAUGCUUCCAAAAAUAAGCUCCUUAUAAACUGCUACGGUAGCAAACAAUAAUCCUGGUUCCAUUCAACAUGCUACGUAAGUCAUUAUGUAGUUUGUUUUGUGCAGGGAUUUCCAAGCUGUGCAACCCCCAAAAUGGCAGUUUAAGAAGAUUGUGAUUUAGUCAACAAAAGGUCAUUAAAAAAAUCUAACUUAAAAUAAUAUGUGAGCCAGACAGCAUAAUGGGAUUCCUAAUGGAGUCCACUCACACUGUAAUACCAGUCCUAGUUGUACAGAUGUGAAUUCAGUAUAUGUUUUGAGGAGAAAGUGAUGUAGCCAGUCAGGAGACAUACAUUACCUACUACAACUAGCCAAUAAAACUACUUGUUAUUUCUUUGGUUUGCCAAAAUUUUAUUUGGGCUACAUAUUUAUUUUGAAAUACGCUUUCUCCAUACAACCUGCCUGCAUACUAUAUAAUACAUAUGACCCUACUCCAGAUUCCUUUUGGUCAGACUUCUACUUUAUUUAAUAUGGUUAGGUUUGUAUAUUGUUUUUAUUAAUCACUUUGAAUGUCUUUUAUGGGGCCCAAAACUAUUUUCAGCCAAUAUAAACAUUAAUAAUAGCAAAGGAAAUUUUUUUUGAAAUGACAUUCAAAUGAUAAACCUGCAUUGUUGGCUAGCUCAUGACUUUUCUGUCGCAGUCUUCCCAACCUCCUGAGUCCUGACAUAUUAUCUAAAUUGCAAUCCAAUACCUCUAGACAGCAUGUAGCCGAGAAGGUUAAUUCUGCAAUAGGCAAGCACAAAGUUUUGCCUGUAAUUUUGAACACUUAGGCUCUUUGUUAUUUGAUUUCUUUAUCUAUUGUGUGUGGUUCUUAUUACCACUAUUAUUAUUAUAAUUAUUAGUAUUAUGUAUAUUGCAUAGCAAUAGAAUCCUGAGAAAUGUUGAACAGAUUGUAUAUGUUGAAGCAAACCCAAAGAGAAUCCUUCCUAAAAGAAAAAUCUAAUAACUUUAAUAAACUCUAAUAAUUGUAAAUAGUCAUGUAUUUACAGAUUAAAGAUUAAAUAGAUCUUGUUGAUGAAAACUAGAAAGAGUUUCUGAAAAUGCUGUCAUUAAUAAUUCAGAGUUGGAAGGAAGAUAUUAUAUCAAGAGAAAUUUUGUAUCUGUAAACAUGCGUGACAAUUUCUGUCUUUUGUAGAAAAUUGAGGUUUUGCUACAGAUAAAACUGAGUAAAUAUAAGAUUUUUCUCUAUUAAGAAUGAAUGCACUCGUGGUUAUAUUUAUAUGUAAUGUAUGAAUUAAACUGUUGAUUUAUUUUGUGGGACAUGGGGCUUUUAACCAUAGCCAUAUUUGUAGAGUUCAAUGGAAGUGAUUUUGCCCAUGUUUGCUUUUAUGUGUCUGUGUAAUUGAACAUUUGCUGUAAGGCAAGAGCAAUUAAAUUUUAUAUGUCCAUUUCUAACCAUUCAGUUAACUUUGACUGGUAUU
Molecule: messenger RNA, 5202 nt
Organism: Ahaetulla prasina
Lineage: Eukaryota; Metazoa; Chordata; Lepidosauria; Squamata; Colubridae
Gene: GRHL1
Product: grainyhead like transcription factor 1
Exons: 16
Coding region: 854-2770 (638 amino acids)
Biological process (GO): regulation of transcription by RNA polymerase II
Cellular component (GO): nucleus
Molecular function (GO): DNA-binding transcription activator activity, RNA polymerase II-specific; RNA polymerase II cis-regulatory region sequence-specific DNA binding
Source: RefSeq, a predicted model, not a curated record